AACAUAAAAACGCAAAUUAAUUAUAAUUUAAAAGUUAGAUAAAUUUAAACAAUGGAUUUGCAACAACUGGAAGAGGAAGCGCGCCAAGCAGCGCUCAAGGACAUACAAAACAUGCUGCAGCGUCCUGGGCAGCUGGAGAAAGUGGAGCAGUAUCGUCAUCGGAUCGCACGGAAAAAGGCAUCCGUGGAGGCGUUGCUGAAGACGGGCAUGCAGAACCAGCUGGAGGGCGUGCGUGUCGGCUUGAAACAGCUGGUGACGUGCAUGCAGGAUGUGCGCGAGGUGCGCCGUCGCAUGGUCGAGGUGGAGCGCCUGCUGGUGGGCGUGCCCGAAAUAUACGAUGCACUGGAGGUGGUGCGCGAGGAGAACACAAAGCACUCGCAAUACGCGACGGCCAUGGAGAACCUUAAGCACAUUUUCAAUGUGGAUGCCAGCGUCCAAAAGACAAUGGCCCUGAUCGACGAGGACAAGUUGCUGAAUGCGCAUCAGUGCCUGGCGGAUCUGGAGAACUCGCGCGACGAUCUGCUCUACGAGCUGCACAAACAGCCCAAGCAGCAUGCCUCCGACAAGAUAACGCUCAAGCGGCACUUCGAGAAGGUCGAUCAGGUCUCGCAGGCGCUGGAAAAGAAACUCCGGCUCAUCAUCAGCCGCACGCUGAACACCGUGCGAAAGAAGCCCACGGUCAUUGUGACGGCGCUGCGCAUCAUCGAGCGCGAGGAGAAGAACGAUCAGUUUGCCCUGCAGCAGCAGAAGGUCACGAAUUUCCUGCCGCCAGGCCGGCCUAAGGCGUGGCGCAAAAUGAUUAUGGACGUGCUGCAGGCGGCUGUCAUAACGCGCAUCGAGGGCUCCAAGCUGGAGGAGCGGGCGGACAACAAGUUGUGGCUGGUGCGAGAUUUGGAGAUCUUGCGUCAGAUCAUACUGGAGGACUUGCGUGUGGUCAAGUCGCUGUGCGUGCCCUGCUUUCCGCCCCACUACGACAUCUUCAACGAGUAUGUCCGCUUCUAUCACGAGGGCCUCUCCAGCUACCUGGACAACAUUGUGAAGUCGGGCCUGCAGGGCAACGAGUACGUCUCGAUGUUGGCCUGGGUUAUGCACACCUAUCCCGGCGCCGAUCUGAUGUCGCAUGCGGAUCUCAAUGUGGAUGUGCUUAAGCUCUCGCGGCCACUGCUGCAUCCGGAGCACCUGAAAUCACUGGAGGAUGAGUAUCUGCAGAAUAUGGAGCGCAACUAUCAGGAUUGGAUGAAGAAGACCGUCGACUCGGAGAAGCAGGAAUGGUACUCCGAAAUGCUGCCCGAUCAGCGGGAUCAUUAUUACAACAGUGCCGGCCCCGUGAUCAUAUUCGAGAUGAUCGAUCAGCAUCUCCAAGUGACCAACACCAUACACCAAGAGCUCACGUUUAAGGCCCUGGUGCUCAGCAUACAGCAGGUGGAGCUGUUUGGCCAAACGUAUCUGAAGAAUGUCAUCGAGCUGAAGGAGCAUCAUUUCCGCAAUCGCGACCAGAUCAAAUACUUUACGCACUAUAUCAUAACCAUUGUGAACAAUAGCCAGAACGUCGUGGAGAUGGCGCAACAGAUGAAGCAUCUGUUUUGGCCCAAAUCCCGAACGGAACACUAUGAGGACUUUGAGAAGCUGUUGGCCACAUUCCAGCGCAUACGCGCACAUGCCGCCAACUAUUUGCUGGAGGAGGCCUUCCUGGACAUGGAAUGCCAUUUCAAUGAUCUGUUCACGGUCAAGUGGCUCGGCAGCAGCAUUGCCGUGGACACGAUCUGUGUGACACUGGAUGAUUACUUUCAGGACUAUAAUCAUCUGUUGCCCGCCAACUUUGAGAUGGUCAUCAAUGAGGCCCAAAAGCUGCUGGCCAAGCGCUACAUUCGAGCGCUGCUCUCCAAGCGGCUGUCCAAGACGCGCAGCGAAUGCGAUGCGAUUACCCGCAAAAUCAAUCUGGAGGCGAAGCGCAUUAAACAGUUCUUUGAGAAAAUUGCGCCCAAGAUUUCGCUCAGCGAUUCGCCGCUGGAUUUGAUAACCACGCUGUCGGCGCUCCUUGUCGCCGAUAUUGAAUUGCUCGCCUUGGAUUUGCAUACGCUGCUGGGGAGCUAUCCGUCGCUGAGCGAGGAUCAUCUGGUGCGUCUCUUCUACAUACGCAACGAUGUGAAGGCGGCCGAGGUGCGCGAGAAGGUGCAGGAUGCGAUGAAGUCCAAGAAGGCAAUGGUCAGCAUUGCCAAGCAGGAUUGCAUCUUCAAGGAGAUCGUGUUCAGCGACAAGCUGUGGUAAAACAACAGCAACUACUUAUAAAAAUCUGCUACGCAUACUCAGUAUAAGACAUUCUACUUAUAAAACUAGCCAACUCCCU
Messenger RNA from Drosophila montana, 2347 nucleotides. It is a transcript of the gene Sec6, whose product is annotated as Exocyst complex component Sec6. The record is from RefSeq and is a predicted model, not a curated record. Lineage: Eukaryota; Metazoa; Arthropoda; Insecta; Diptera; Drosophilidae. Gene Ontology annotation, biological process: exocyst localization; exocytosis. The transcript has 2 exons. Gene Ontology annotation, molecular function: SNARE binding. The coding region runs from base 52 to 2268 and encodes 738 amino acids. Gene Ontology annotation, cellular component: exocyst.